AUGACCACCCCCAAUCCACCCAGUCAAAGCAGCCUCUCCACCAGAGUCUCCCUUCGCUGGAUCCCCGACCCCGCCUUCGAGAACACAGACACCAUCGUCAUGUCUCUAAUGGGCUGGUACGUGGAUCUCCGCGUCGACAAAUCCUCCGGUAAAAUCGACUGGGCUAUUGCCGGCCAACGGAUAGUAGAAAGCCAAGAGCCGCUGCGUGUGCUUUUCACCCACGAUAUCGACUCGCACAAUGCGUUUGAUGCAACAGAUUGUGGCACAUUUACCUCGCUUCCGAACGGGGAUGACCUUGAGACGGGGUCGAUGCCGCGUCCGGACCUUCCUGGUGCUCCGAUUAAGGAGUAUGAGGAGGUGUGGCGGGAGUUGCCGUUCAAAGAGGGUCCAGAGGGUCCAGGGCGAGGAGUUUCAUGGGUGCUGGAGGCGCUGGGAGAUGGGCAAGGGAUCAUUUUGGCUCGGACGUUCAUUGCGAGAAUCUGGGGGACUUAUGUAGCGCUGCGCCAGGAACAGACGCACUUCUGUGGGGAAGAUUCGAAAACCAUGGUCAAGGACGGAGGGGAGGUCAGCGCUAGACGAGAGGAGUGGGACUCUAUUUCUGGGUGGAAGACGAAGUACAUCCUAGGCCCGGAUGUCGACAAACUACCCUCCAUGUCGACGAUCGACACCGGAGAUUGGAGCGUCGGAAGAGAAGUGGUAGUGAGCGGCCAGCCAUACAUUGUACGAGCGUUUGAAAGAAUUGAACAUGUCGAAUGA
Aspergillus thermomutatus is the source of this 756-nucleotide messenger RNA. RefSeq lists its product as uncharacterized. The record is from RefSeq and is a predicted model, not a curated record. Bases 1 to 756 code for a protein of 251 amino acids. Lineage: Eukaryota; Fungi; Ascomycota; Eurotiomycetes; Eurotiales; Aspergillaceae. The transcript has 2 exons.